Molecule: messenger RNA, 2345 nt
Organism: Eufriesea mexicana
Lineage: Eukaryota; Metazoa; Arthropoda; Insecta; Hymenoptera; Apidae
Product: host cell factor 2
Exons: 8
Coding region: 210-2345 (711 amino acids)
Cellular component (GO): Golgi apparatus
Molecular function (GO): protein binding
Source: RefSeq, a predicted model, not a curated record
CACGCAGAGUGCCGUCCUCGUGACACAUCUUACCCUUUCUUUUCUUUCGAUCCAUGGCAACAAGAAAACGUGGUAAAGUUUGUCCGGUGAAUCGAUCCGUCGAGAAUUGAUCAGUGACCCUAAAGUUCGAUGAAAUCGUCACGCGUCAUCUGGAACCUUCUGUCAUUGCAGUGUCCCUAAAUGAAGAAGACAUUUAUCGAAGGAAGAAGAUGUGGAGCUCGGUUACUGCGGCUGGCACUGAAAAUGGGCCCGCACCACCUUCCAGAAGCAAGCACAGCGCCACUUUGCUCGCCGGGCACGUAUAUCUCCUCGGAGGACGAAACGGCAAUCUUCCCCUCAAAGAUCUCUGGCGAUACAGCCUCGCCGACAGCAAAUGGGAGGAAUUGCAUCCUGGGGGAGAAAGACCGCCAGCACUUCAGGAACACAGUGCGGUAGCUUACAAGGAUUGCCUGUACAUUUUUGGGGGAGAGCUCGGUUUUUCCGCAGGCACGGAAACGCCACUUUGGGUUUACAAUGUCAAGACUAACAUGUGGAGAAAAGUAAGAGCACAGCAAGGUUGCGCGGUUCCCAGAGGUCGAAGAGGUCAUACCGCUUUAGUUCAUCGUGGCCAGAUGCUCAUUUAUGGCGGUUACCAAGAUUUACGUGGCAGCUCUCCGGAAUUAUGGGCAUUUCAUUUCGAAACGGAAUCGUGGCAUCUCCUUUCCUCGAGCGAGUGUGGGCCAGCAGCGAGACACAAACACUCUGCUGUUUUACACGGCGACGCUAUGUACAUUUAUGGGGGUAUGACCGAUCUGCAAGAGAGAAGCGAUUGCUGGCGAUGGGACGUAAAUACCGCCGCUUGGUGUUUGUUAAAGAAUAAGCCAGGGCCAGGACCUCUUCACGGUCAUGCAGCCUGCAGGCUUCCCAGUUGUAUGUUAAUUUUCGGUGGUGAAAGCGGUGGUUUAGCUACGAACGAACUCUGGAGGUUUCAUUUCGGUACGGAAACAUGGGAAAAAUUAUCAGUGCCAGGUCCUAAACCCCAGCCAAGGGCGGAAAGUGUUGCUUUAGCGGUUUCCGAACUGUUAAUAAGAGGGACCAAUAUCGAUAAUUCGAAACCAAGGCCGAGAAAUCAAAGAACGAGACUUUGUAACAACAGAAUAUCGCCUAACGAAGCACCAGCUAGACCGAGCUUUCUCAAGGAAAUUUCUAAAUUAUCUCAAAUUAAUCUAUCACGACUAAGUCACCCGACAAAGUGCAGCUACUCCGUGUUAAGCGGUCAAGAUGAUAACGAGGAGAGUCCUCAAGAGCAAGUGGAUUCCGAAGUCGUCGAACCUUCUACGGGGAUGGUAAAAUCUCGAAGCGCGAAUACGCUAGCUCGUCGAAGACAAAAACCACCGGAGGCAACAUCCAAAAAUAUGGACACGAAUAAUAGCAACAACGCAACUAGUGGUAGUUCCGGCAUGACCAGGGAUCCUAUCUCGGUACCGAAUUUCCGUGCUUUGACCUUACCCACUCCGGUCUUGACACCUGUGGAAGCAGCCAGGCUCGUUUUCAUCGAUCCAGACGAAAAUAGCGACAACGAGGAACGAAAAGAACCUCCAACCUCCAGAUUGAUAGAAGUCCAAGAGGAAAGACGAGACUUCGCGGCAGUGCAUCAGGCCUGUCAACCAACACGGGGAGAGAGUUACAGCUCGCACCUUUACGAAGCGGCGCUUCAAACCCCGAAAACACCGACUACUUCUAAAAUCCCUACGUCAGCGUCGGUUCGAUUCGCUGACUUGGAAGAAGGCGAGGAAUCGACGUCGGAUUAUGCAAGUAUAGAGGCUAGAAGUCCCGGUGACCCUCUUGCCGACGACGAUUGGCCGUCAGGACGAAAGAGCAAACAGUAUCGUCCCAUCGUCACGUCAUCGACGAUACGCGAAGGUCAAUUCGGCUUUUGUAAUCCAAAUUAUCUGGGGCUGGAUGAAACGAAAGGUCACCAUCAACAACAGCAACAGCCACAAGAUGGAAAGUACGCAAAGUUACUGAACAGCCCACCGGACAGUGUUUUAGAGGACGAACCGGGAAGAUCGGCCUCGCAAACAUUCGCGGAAUUAUUAGAACUUCAAGAAAUCAAAAGAGUACCAAGGGCACCGCCUAAAAGUUUACCAUUAGGUUCUCCUUCUAGAAGAGCAGUCAGUGCGUCAAGAGCCGAGCGACAACGGGCAAAAGUUGCUGCAGCUGACAUCAAUGAAUCGGAAACACCGUCUUACGGACCAGCACCGCUUUACGUUUUCCUCGUUGGUGGAAAAGAAAAGGGUCAGGUUACGGUGUUUGCGAGGCCUGUUUCCUUGUGGAAAUUGCAAUUAGCGCCACACAUUUUUUAA